This is a messenger RNA of Stylonychia lemnae, 804 nucleotides long. The record is from the annotation of a GenBank genome assembly. Lineage: Eukaryota; Ciliophora; Spirotrichea; Sporadotrichida; Oxytrichidae.
AUGACUACAGCUCAUCGACCCACUUGGAAUAGGAUUAAAGGAGGCUCAGAACAAGGUGGAAAUGUCCUCGUAAAACCAUCUAGGCAGUAUUCAUCCAAGGACAUGCCUGCUCAUUUGAAGCUAAAGACCAGACAUGAUGGGCAAGGUUCAACAGAUGAAUAGAAAACCAUAGAUUUUAAAUAAGAACUAUUACUGAAAGAGCAACUGGCUUCAAUAAAUAAACAUGGAAUGGUCAGAUCUGCAGCUCAAAUGAUUUAGUCAGGAAAUGAUUAGGACUUUAAAGAGCCAUUCCCUAUUAAAAGACUUAAAGUCAAUGAAUCAUAAUCAAAGCCAGUACUUAAGACACCCUUCCCUUAAGAUGCUGAUGAGAACUUUGAUGAUAGUGAUUCUGAUAAGGAGUCUGAAAAUGAUGAUGAAGAAGAAGUAAAAAAGCCAAAGUAAGAUGAAUCGUCAGAUGAUAGUGAUUCAGAUGACGAAGAUGAUGAUGAUGACGAUUAGUUAGAGUUAAUGAGAGAAUAUGCCAAGAUAAAGAAGGAACGAGAGGAGGAAUAAAGAAAGCGCGAGUUAAUGAAGAUGGAAGAGCUUAAGAAGAAGCAAAUGGAAGAAAUUCUAAGAGGAAAUCCACUGCUUAACCAAGAUGAAUAGAACGAGAUCACUGAGGCUUACUCACUUAAGAAGAAGUGGUAUGAAGAGACAAUAUUCAAGAAUCAGGCUAGAACUGAGCCUAAGGAAAAGAAGAGAUUCGUUAAUGAUACAGUUCGUAGUGACUUCCACAGAAAAUUCUUGUGUAGGUUUAUUCAGUGA